AUGAGCAUUACCAUUCUCAACGAACCCCAGCUUCCCGCCGACGUCUACGACAUUCUAAUGUCACAAAGAACAACGAAUGUGGCUAUCACAGACGCUGAACACCAUCGUAACGACGUUUAUGGAGAGAAAGGAACGGUCCAGAAUGAGCAGAAUCACAUUCUAAACUGUGGAGAAGAGGCCAAGUGUUUUACGAAGAAAGUAGCAAUAGUGACAGAAAAGAAACGAAAUCGAACGUUUCUCACAUUCAUCCGGCUGCUAUCGGCUGCUGUGAUGUCCGAGGAUGUUUCUUAUGUGAUUGUAAAAUAUGAUUACCUGGCACAAGAAGAUCAGGAGCUUACAAUUAAGAAGAAUGAGCGUCUUCGGCUUAUCGACGACAGCAAGAACUGGUGGAAGGUGAUCAACGACUCCAACAACGUUGGGUUUGUGCCGUCCAAUUACGUGCGUCGUGAGUCAUUGGUGGAUAAAGCCAAGGGGACGAUCAAAGGAUUCACGAAGAGUCGUCCAAGAGCACCUGAGUUUGAUCCAGACAAAUCCCCGUCAGCGUCUGUGGGGGCUGUUGAUCCUCGUUUCGGUUACAGCGGAAACAACAAUCAAAUCAGAAACGGCCAAGCAACAUCGUCGGAUACAGUGAAAGUAGGUGGCAUGAGUUCUCGGGCAAAUGUAAAGUUCUCAUACGAUCCUCGAUUGGAGGAUGAACUCAAGUUGGUGAAAGGCGACACUAUUACUGUGUUGGAUAAAAGCAGCGAUGGAUGGUGGAAAGGAGAGAGUGAUGGGCGAACUGGAUGGUUUCCGUCGAAUUACGUGGAGGAAAUUCUGGAACCUCAACCCAGUGGAAAUGGUAAUGACGGAACAAAUGGAUGUUCCAUACUCGGACGACCUGCCCCAGUUACAGUAUCACCUGCAGCAUCAGCACAGAAUAAGUCCGUAUUAGAAUGCGUCAAGGCGCUGUAUUCUUUUGAUGCUUCUACAGUGGAGGAAUUGUCCUUCAGAAAAGGCGAGCUUUUGGACAUUAUUGACCAUCCGGCGCACGAUCCCGACUGGUGGAUGGCUCGGAAUUCAGUUGGACAACAAGGUCUUGUUCCGAAAAACUAUAUUGAGGUUGUUGGUGCAGGUAACUCUUGUGCUGGAGUAGGCAUGGAACGGGAGCCGUGGUUCUUUGGUCGAAUAAGUCGAGAUGAAGCCGAUCGUCUUCUUGCGAAUGGAAGGGAAGGCGAAUUUCUUGUGAGAGACAGCGAAAGCAAUCCUGGCGACCUUUCGAUAUCAAUGCGUGGUGUGGAACGCAAUAAACAUUUCAAAGUGCAAACAAUUGGCGGACAGUUACACAUUGGUUCGAGAGCAUUCCCAUCAAUGGCUUCCCUGAUCCAACACUAUACUGCACACCCCAUUUUCUCAUCAGGCACGGAGAAACUCUAUCUGACGCGACCACUUGCCAAGUAAAGUUCGAUGUUGUCCUCAUCUUUCCUAAGUCUGUAAAAACCGUUUGACUUUCAUUUAUGUGUGCUCCAUCGCUACCUGCCCUGUGCUAUAAAUUUAUAUAGGUAGGGUGAUUAUUGAUGUUAUUGUCAUAUAUGUACGCGCUGACAUGCAAUUCCGGUUGAUUUCUUUUCCCUUCUUCCCCAGUAGUCAGUUGGAUGUUGUCAUACUUGGCAGCCUUUCCGCGCGUUUUAUCACCCAUUUGGAUCGAUCAGUGAGCAUCUUACUGUAUUUGGAAAGUACUGUGAUGUGGGGCGAAAAGCUUUCGUUACACAGGCUGUAGGCAGCUUUGCUUUGAUGGGUUCCGACCCGUUGACUCUCACACCAUGUGAAUGUCAAUGUAGAUUAUCUCUCUGUAAUCAUUCAUUCUCAUUCUUGCGUGAGAGUAGCAGGGGAGGCAAAUUAGUGUAAAGCAAUACUUGCAUGGCAUUUCCACAGCUUUUUCUCGAUAUUUAGUCGCGUCUAAAGUUUACCCUUGCUUCAUCUCAUCGUCAGACUGUUUUGGGUCUGCUGUGAUUUUUGUCUCGGCGAUUUUGUUUGAAAUGCGCGUAUUCGGGUGUUUAUGAUUUCACCAUCAGGUUGUAUUGCAUCUUAUAUGCUUAUUGCGCAUUUGAAAGACUGGGGAACACUGAAUAUUCUGCAGUGGAUGUGUGGCGCGUCAAAGUGCUUAGCAAUAAACAAUUCUUUUGGAGUUGUAUCCAAGGGUGCAUUCUACUUAAUUGAUGAGACGAUCUGGUGCAUCUAUCGUCCCCAAGGCUCAUAUUGUCUACAGCCGUGUCUUUCUGGUUAUAUUCGCCUGUUCGGCUGAUGCUGGUUUCAUGCCUACUGCGUGUGCUGUUGUUUUUCAUGAAUUUCACUUGUUUGCUCUGUGUAUUUCUCUGUAAUUUCUGCGUUACUGUUUGCCGGAAAACGUUGUUUCUGUGAUUUUACAAGUUGAUGGAUUAAAUGUACCCUGCUCACCUCGCAAUGGCUUGCUUCGCUAUAGUAUCAGUGUGCUGUCUCCGUCUGUUGGUGGAGGAGGCUGUAUCAAAUCAAUGUGUGCCAUCAGCGAUAAAUUAUGACGUAUGUGGUGAUCUAAUCUACCACCUCGAGAUGUGUUUGAUUUGUUGAAAUUAUUUGUUUUGUUUUCUGUAACAACAAACACCG
Cylicocyclus nassatus is the source of this 2619-nucleotide messenger RNA. NCBI's taxonomy places the organism in Eukaryota, Metazoa, Nematoda, Chromadorea, Rhabditida, Strongylidae. The record is from the annotation of a GenBank genome assembly.